CACUAGUGACUUUCUUUCUGUGCAGCUGAUUGCGGUUCUGGACAUUUAUUGAAGAAAAACAAUUUAAAGCCCACGGGUGCCCUCCAUCAGGCAUGCAACCGACAACUUUGGUGUAUUUUGUGAAGGUGAAGACUCUGGCAAGUGGACCAGAGAGUUGAGAGAAAGCAAGGCGAUGUGGUCUCUCCCUCUCUGAUGCCAGAAUGAGAACCUACACCCGUGGGGCACCAACAGUGUUCUUCAUAAGUGCACUGUGGGUGCUGGUAUCCCCAGCUCUGAGUGAGGUGGACCCGAGCGGAGGCAUCGCAUUCCUUGGAGGGAACUACGAGGGAACUCACCCCAUGCUCUACUUCGGCCAGGCAGAGGUUGAGGAGCUACAGCGUGCAGCCGUGAAGACACACAAGGCUCUGGCCCAACAGAUCCGGGAGGCCGGGGAGGCCAUGCUGGAGCGACCGGAUGAGUAUCUACCCCCCUGGAAUCCUGCCGAGUUCAGCGCCCGCUGGAACGAAGUCUAUGGGAACAAUUUAGGCCUGCUUUCUAUGUUCUGUCUGCUGUAUCCACACCGUGCCGGUGCGCUGGACAUGGCCAAGGAAUACAUGGAGCGGAUGGCUGCACAGCCCAACUGGUUGGUGAAAGAUGCUCCAUGGGAUGAAGUUCCAAUGGCUCACUCUCUGGUUGGCUUUACCACAGCAUAUGACUUCCUGUAUGAGUACCUUAGCAAAGUUCAGCAGGAACGUUUCCUGCAGGUGAUUGGGAAUGCUUCACGCUACAUGUACGAAAAAUCUUACCACCGUGGCUGGGGAUUUCAAUACCUCCACAACCACCAACCAACCAACUGCGUUGCGCUUUUGACAGGCAGUCUUGUGCUCAUGAACCAAGGAUACCUCCAGGAAGCUUACCUCUGGACAAAACAGGCUCUUGCCAUCAUGGAAAAGUCCAUGGUACUUCUCCAAGAUGUGACUGAUGGUUCUCUUUAUGAGGGUGUGGCCUACGGAACUUACACCACUCGUUCACUCUUUCAAUACAUUUAUUUGGUGCAGAGGCACUUUGCUAUUGGUCACUUCAAUCAUCCAUGGCUACACAAACACUUUGCUUUUCUCUACAGGACACUGUUACCUGGUUUUCAGAGGACAGUUGCAAUUGCAGAUUCCAACUAUAACUGGUUCUAUGGGCCGGAGAGUCAGCUGGUGUUUUUGGAUCGGUACGUCAUGAGAAACGGCAGUGGGAAUUGGCUGGCUAAUGUAAUCAGGCAGAACCGUGUUCUGGAGGGCCCAGGAACGGCAGGGAAGGGUCAGCGCUGGUGCACACUGCACACAGAGUUCCUCUGGUAUGACGCCAGUCUGCAGCCCACCCCACCUCCUGAUUAUGGUACAUCCCGCCUGCAUUAUUUCAAAGACUGGGGAGUGGUGACAUAUGGAAGUGCCCUACCUGCUGGUAGUAACCACACAUUUCUGUCCUUUAAGUCAGGGAAGCUUGGCGGACGUGCAAUUUUCGACAUUGUUCACCAAAACAAAUACAAAGACUGGAUCAAAGGGUGGAGGAACUUUAAUGCCGGUCAUGAGCACCCCGACCAGAACUCUUUUACCUUCGCCCCAAAUGGGGUUCCAUUCAUCACAGAAGCAUUGUACGGGCCCAAAUAUACCUCCCUCAAUAAUGCCGUCAUGUUCGGGCCUGCUGUAUCUGAGAGCUGCUUCGCACCAUGGGAAGGCCAAGUUACGGAGGCGUGUAACUCUAAAUGGCUAAAAUAUAAGCACGGGCAAGCAGCAGAUUGCCAUGGUCAGGUAGAGGCAGCUAUAGAGCGGCAGGGCAUGGUGUUCAUUCGUGGCGAGGGUCAGGCAGCUUACAACCCUGAGCUGAAGAUCAAGAAUUUUCAGAGGAACCUGCUGCUGCUUCAUCCUCAGCUGCUGCUGAUGGUCGACCACAUUCAGCUACAUCCAGACAGCUCAACACGCAGCGUGAGCAGCUUCUUCCACAACACAGACCUGUCCUUCCAGAACACCCAGAUUGAUGGGAUACAUGGUGCUCUGAUCAGACACGGAGAUGAAUCAUACAAGAUGUUCUGGCUGGAUGAAACGGGUGGCAGUGAAAGGGCAAUAAUAGGCUAUAGGAGCUACCCCCGUGGAUACCCCUAUAAUGGGUCAAACUAUGUAAAUGUGACUAUGCCACUGAGGUACCCUAGCAGCAGAGUGGCUUACAUCUUCUUUGGUCCAGGAGUGGAUGUGCAAAAUUUCAGCAUGCAUGGUGACUCCGAAAGAAUAGACAUAUAUCUGGUCACCAGAGAACACACUUACACCAUCUAUCUCCUCACAGGUGAGGCCCCCACCAAACCUCUGUAUGCUAUGGUAUUGGUGGAUCAAAAGAAAGUGGUGUUUGAAAGAGCAUCAGGUAUAGAGGAGCAGCCCCUGGAAGAAGUAGAAGAAUAUGUUAAUGUUGUGGAGGACAAUCUUCAGCAUGUCAAACCAGUCUUCCAGCAGCUAGAAAGACACAUCCUGUCACGAGUUCUUAACACAGACAGCUUCCACAAAACUGCUGAGCGCCUCCUGAAGUCUUCAGACAAGAGGAAGGCACCAGGGACUGUUAAGAAGAUGUUUGCCCUCUCUAAGAAGCAGGGAAAGGGGAAGGGAUACAAGAAGGCAAGCUUCUCUGAAAGCCUACCAGACAUCUUUGCCCAGAUUGAGGCGAGUGAGAAGAAGGAGAGACAGCAGACAAUGAAACGUGCCUACGAGGAGUUUCCAGAGGAGGCAGAUGGUGACUCAAGAGCAUUCAUUGAAUACAGUGAUGUACGAAAGGGCAGAAAAGUGGGAUUUGUGAAGGGGCGGAAAUUCAAAGAAGUGCGCCUGGGAGCUACGAGAGGGAGUGAUGAUGAGUUCGGCUCCACCACGUACAUCCGCCUGUUCCUCGUUUUAAAUAUAGCCACUUUCUUUCUUUUGCUGGCAGUGCUGUUGACGCGCUUCCAGAGGGCUCAGAGUUUGCACACACAGCGUUGCCUCUAUGGUGUCCUCCUCAUAGACAGCUUCAUUCUGCUCUGUCUGUAUUCCUCCUGCUCGCAGACACAGUGCUGACAUCAUCACUGUGCAUAGAGAAUUUUUUAAGAAUCUUAACACAGCUCUCUUCCAUACACUUAAUGUCUCUCAUCAUAAAAGUAGUCACACCAGUGGUUCCCAACCUUGAUCCGGGAGUACCCCCAACACUGCAUGUUUUGGAUGUCUCCCUUAUCAAAUAUACCUGAUUCAACUCAUCAGCUCAUUAGUUGAGGCUCCAUGAGCAGAAUUGGAUGUGUCAAAUAAGGGAGACAUCCAAAAUGUGCAGUGUUGGGGGUACUCCAGGACCAGGGUUGGGAACCACUGGUCUACACUAUAGUUUUCUGAAGCCACACCAUACCUCUCAAAAUAAAUAUGUUUCCUGUAGUACAGCUUAGACAUGAUUGACAUCAAACAUCAUACAGGACAACUUGUGCAAUAGACAUUUUAACGGACAAUGUCCAGUAUUUUAGUGCCAAAAUAUGUCCGGAUUGAAGGCCUUGUGUCUUAUUACAAUGGCAAAAUAUUCAUGCAUCCCAUGUUCACAUGACGAAAAGUUGGCAACCCAAAAUGCAGCAUCAAGUUCUGGUGUUAUGGACUGCUUUUUUUUUUUUUUUUUUUUUGAGCACCGAUGUGGUCACGAACUGUCAUAAGAGCUGCUUAACAACUUACAAUGAUAGAGUAAUUUUAACGACAAAAAUAACAUUUUCGGGUGAACUAUCACUUUAAUGUCAGCCAUUUUUCCUGCUCACAGGCACAGUGCUUACAUCAUCACUCUGAGACAGAUGAAUGGAAGAAUACGCCUUCUCCACCAUGCAGCAUUGCUGCAGUUUUUACAGUACACCUCAAACUGAGCCAGUGUUAGCAUACAGGUGUCUGAGAAAAGUUGAUUCCAACUAGGAAUUCAUAUUUUUUGUUGUUGAUGUUGUUGUUGUUUUUCAAAAUUAGCCAACCCACCUCAAAUCAAAAGCUUCUGUGGAGCUUUGUAAUAAAAUUUACAUGAAAUUUGUCUUGUGGGACUCUCCAUGGCUAGCCACUUUUAUCCAGAUACGCUGCAAGCUAAGCACAUUUGCUAACAACAUGGACUUAAAAAAUAUGUGUAAAUUGUAUAUAUGUUAAAGCAAAGUAUAUUUUUGGGUGUUGUUUUAUACUCUUGCUAAUUAAAAGGCAACUACAGGAAUGUGUUGUGUAUUUUGGUUCCUGUUGGAUUGUUUAGCAUAUUUCUGUCAUGAAAAUGUGUCAUUUCAAUUGUACGGUAAUACAAAACUUCUCCAGCCCCAAAAAAAGAAACAGACCUUACUACAAUGUAACAGGGUUUCCGUUGUCAUGGAAAACCUGGACAUUUCUGGGCCAUUUAUAAUUGUGAUUUCCAAGCCAGGAAAAGUCAUGGAAAUGCUCAAAUUCAUGGAUAAGUCAUGUUUAGUAAGUAAUAUCUUUAAAAAUUAAUAUCCAGUAAUCACGAUCGACUGGAGAAGUACUUGACAUUUAUUGGUCAAAAGGUGUGUGAACCCUGGUGUCA
Xyrauchen texanus (razorback sucker) is the source of this 4536-nucleotide messenger RNA. RefSeq names its product dermatan sulfate epimerase (gene dse). Lineage: Eukaryota; Metazoa; Chordata; Actinopteri; Cypriniformes; Catostomidae. The transcript has 6 exons. Bases 201 to 3059 code for a protein of 952 amino acids. The record is from RefSeq and is a predicted model, not a curated record. Gene Ontology annotation, molecular function: chondroitin-glucuronate 5-epimerase activity.